UAUAAGAGCUAGGUGAUGAGGUGAUUUAACAGUUGAAAUGAGUGGUGAAUGGUAUGUGAUACGCAUGCAUGAGAUGGGAGAAUACAUAUUCUACGACAUGGUUUCAAGAGAAAGUGCAAAACAUAAUUGUUCAACAAUAACACGAAGCUUUGAAUGCCAGUUCUGCCAACGCAAGUUCUACUCUUCUCAAGCUCUUGGUGGCCACCAAAACGCACACAAACUCGAGAGAGCAGCUGCAAGGAGAUCAAUCAACAACAACUUUUCACUACCACCUACAACUACAACUACAACUACAACUACAACUUCUUCUCUCAUAACCUACACCCACCCCAACCCUCAAUUACAACAUCAUCUUCCUUUUCAGCCCCAUGCUCACAAUGCUCCACCUCCUCAACUGCUUCAUGCUUCUCAUCACCAUGUCGAUCUUGACCUCACCCUUCGCUUGUGAACCUUCUUUAUAAUAUAUAUGUUUUUUAAUGUUCAUUUCUUCUGUUGUA
This is a messenger RNA of Cicer arietinum (chickpea), 497 nucleotides long. RefSeq lists its product as uncharacterized. Lineage: Eukaryota; Viridiplantae; Streptophyta; Magnoliopsida; Fabales; Fabaceae. Gene Ontology annotation, molecular function: DNA-binding transcription factor activity. The record is from RefSeq and is a predicted model, not a curated record.